Messenger RNA from Rubroshorea leprosula, 1916 nucleotides. The record is from the annotation of a GenBank genome assembly. NCBI's taxonomy places the organism in Eukaryota, Viridiplantae, Streptophyta, Magnoliopsida, Malvales, Dipterocarpaceae.
GGAUUUCAAUUAUGGGUUCCAUUAUAUGUCUAUGGGCCAGAGUCCUGAUAAGAUCAACGCAAUCGGACUCUGCACAGGAGACCAAAAUGAAGACGUUUGCAGAAGUUGCCUGAACGAAACAAUCUGCGAACUCCAACAGAGCUGUCCUAACUAGAAAGAAGCAAUCGGGUGGUCGGAAUUCUGUACAUUACGCUACUCAAACAGAGAAAUCUUCGGACUCAUGGAAAUCGAUCCGUUCGAUAAACUAUAUGCUGGUGACGCAUCGAAUGUUGAUGCUUUUAACCAGUCCUUGAGCUUCUUGUUCAAUAAUUUAAGCAACCGUGCGGCUGCCGGAGGCCCUCUUCUAAAGUAUGCUGCGGGUAUUACAGAGGGUCCUUCCUCUCAAAGAAUUUACGCCCUAGUUCAGUAUACUCCGGAUCUGUCCCAACAAGAUUGCAGUGAUUGUCUGGCGACUGACAUCGAAAGGAUGAAAACUUAUUGCUAUGGGAAAACUGGAUGCAGAAUUCCGCAGCCCAGCAGUAACUUAAGAUACGAGAUUAACCCAUUUUUUGAAGCUGGACAUGGAAUUACUCAACCGUCUUCACCUCCUCCUACAGAAGGUUUUGCAGGGAAUGGAAAGAACACAACUCCAACAACUGUCAUGUCCGUGGUUGGUUCAAUUGUAGGCGUUCUGCUAAUUUUCCUCUGUAUUUGGAUCAUUUUAAGAUGUAGGAAGUCAAAGGAAAGUCUUGAAACUGUAGAUGAAAUGAUUGAGGCUGAGUCUCAGCAAUAUGACUUUGCCACUGUCCGAGCAGCAACUAAUAACUUCAAUGACGAAAAUAAGCUUGGACAAGGAGGAUUCGGAGCAGUUUACAGGGGACGGCUUCCAAAUGAACAAGAUGUAGCUGUAAAAAGACUCUCUAGUAAUUCUGGACAAGGAGACAUAGAAUUUAAGAAUGAAGUUCUCUUAGUGGCCAAGCUUCAACACCGAAAUUUGGUUAGGCUCCUUGGUUUUUGCUUGGAAGGAAAAGAAAGACUUCUCAUCUAUGAAUUUGUGCCUAAUGCUAGCCUUGAUCAUUUUGUAUUUGAUCCAACCAAGCGAGCACAAUUGGAUUGGGAAAGGCGUUAUAAAAUCAUUGUAGGCAUUGCUCGUGGCCUUCUUUACCUUCAUGAGGACUCUCAUUUUCGAAUUAUUCAUCGUGAUCUCAAAGCAAGGAAUAUUUUGUUAGAUGAAAAUAUGAAUGCUAAAAUUGCAGAUUUUGGCAUGGCAAGGUUAUUUGUAAGGGAUGAAACACAAGGCCAAACUAGUAGAAUUGUGGGAACUUAUGGAUACAUGGCUCCAGAAUAUGCAAUUCAUGGACAUUUCUCAGCAAAAUCAGAUGUUUUUAGUUUUGGUGUAUUAAUUUUAGAACUUGUUAGUGGUCACAGAAAUAAUUGUUUUCAAGAUGGAGAGAAUGGAGAAGAUCUAAUAAGCUAUGGAAGGGACAGGAUCAAAUCUCAUAGAUCCAACUUUGCGGAAUAGUUCAAGAACUCAUCAAAUGAUGAUGUGCAUCCAUAUUGGAUUGCUCUGCGUUCAAGAAAAUGUUGGUAAUAGACCAACCAUGGCUUCAGUUGUUCACAUGCUUAAUGACAACUCAACCACUCUUCCAGUGCCCUCACAACCUGCAUUUCUGUUGCACAGCACCACUGCAUCGGACACAUCAUCCUCACAGACAUCAAAGGAGAAAUCACUCCCCUUGGCAAAAAAUGAUGUUUCACUCACAGAGCAAUAUCCUCGAUAGUUUUUGAGAAUUAAAGUAGAAUUACAACUUAAAAGUACUAGCAUAAUACUUGUAUUGUUACCUCGUUUAAGAUAAUGUUUGGGUUUGCCUAUUAGGUGUAUGUGUAAAUGAUACUGUUACUGUUCUCUUUUUUGUACUGAUCGAUGUAAACAAUAU